AUGCUGGGGCAGAGCAGUUCCAGCAUUGAAGAUCAGAUAAAAUUUGUUCCAGCCAGACAUGAUGAUUUAGUAAAUUUAACCCAAAAAGUUAAAACAAAGGAGGAUGUUGAAGUAGAAGAUGAGAUGAGAUUCAUGAAUGGAGACAACCCUGCAACAAACUUUGAAUGCGGAAAUCAGCAUGGAGGGCAUUAUGGUUGCCCUGGUUGUGAUGGGCAUUUAAGCAUGUGCCACGAUCUAGAUUACAUGGCCCAAAGAAAGUACAGAACAUUGACCGAAUGGCAACAGCUGGUGUUAGCAGGAAGAAAAGGAAAAGAGGCAAAACAACUCUUGAACCCAUUUAAAGAUCUCAAGGUCAACGAGCUAUGAGCUGAAAUUGAAGCAAGAGGACUUGGAGAUUCAGACAAAACCAAACCAGAACUUGCAGAAAUUUUAAAUGAAGAACUUGGAGGGGCAACAAGAAUUCCAGCACUGUUGUUUGGGGAUGAGAGUGUUUCUGUGGAAAGUCUCAACCUCCAGUCCUAUGAGGUACUGUGUUUUGAAGCUCUUCACUGCUCCAUGAAUCACAUUAAAAACAUUCUGGAAGAAAUUCCACAUCACAUUUCUGACAUUGAUACACUAAUAAAACUUAAAGAAAUACUAGCUGUCCAACUUAACAAAGAGAAAAAACGAGGAGUAGAUUAUCACAAGACACUAAUCUACUUAACUAUAGCCCUUUACCAGACAACAACCCAUGAUGUGAGAGCUUUGCUGGCCACCUUGUGUGAAAUGGUGGAAAUUUUUUAUGCCCAGGACAGAAAGAGGUCACCAAAGUUGAUAUUAAGGUUGCAUAACCUAUGCUGGAGGCAUGCAAUUUUGUGCUGA
Pocillopora meandrina is the source of this 861-nucleotide messenger RNA. The record is from the annotation of a GenBank genome assembly. Lineage: Eukaryota; Metazoa; Cnidaria; Anthozoa; Scleractinia; Pocilloporidae.